CCAAAGGAAAUAAGAAACACAGGAGCUGGUUGGAUGAACUGGUGCAACAUAACUAUUGGUUGGCUGUUUCUCAAUAACAGUUUGACACAUCUGUACUCCUACAUUCUCAAAAGAUUGUCUUGCAUGCAACUGGCAUCUGUUUUCCUACCCUUAUUUCAAGUGUUUUUCCAGGAACAUCUGGUGCAUAAGAAGGCAACUUGCAUAGUCAACCCAAUGGAGGAAAAAGAUGUACUUUUCCUAUGCUUAACUGAAGGAGUUUGCUUUCCAACUGUAUUCAGCUAAAAGGGAUGGGGGAAUGGCUGGGAGCUCUUUACACAGAGAUGACUGAAUUCACUGGAAAUGUUUUAGGAGAAAAGCACAGCAGAUUCUGAUGGCCUUGUCUGCCAUACCCCAGCACUACAGAAAUAAUUGAUUGGACACAUUUUCUGCUAGGUAGUAGGUGGCAAAAGAAACAAGAUCCAUAUGCUUUUCAUUUGGAUAAAGGCGGGAAUACAAGAAAUAUGGUUCUCUGGAGCAAUCUGGGACUGGAGAGUAAAGCCAUGUUUUACAAGCAAAUGACCUCUGCACUCCAGAGCUCAGUGAUGGGCUGGGAGGAUCAAGGAACUCCCAAUGUGGAUUUAAACAAGUCUCUGUCCCUAGGCUGAUGUGGGAGACUCCUAUGGGAUACAGACUAGUGGACUUCUGCAAUGUCAUUAAGCAUUACAAACCAAGAUCAAUGACUCAGAGAAGAAACCUUUCUGGUGAACUUGGAACAAAGUUUUCCUCUUGGACUCUUUAACUAGACGGUAGCUCCAUGCCAGUGUCUCCAAUGAGGUGUUGGUUGCUGCCCGUCACCUCUGUGGUGCUGAAAUUUGGAUGAUGUCUAUCAGGAGAUCAAAGGGCUGCUGCUGCGUGUCGCACUUCAAUGAGGACAAUGGCAGGUUCAUCCUUUUAGCAGUACUCAUUGUGGCAUACCUGACCGCUGGAGCCACUAUUUUCUCAGCCAUUGAGAGCCCAUCUGAAGCAGAAGCUCAGCAUCGCUGGAAUUGGACCCUUCAGAACUUCAGCCAGAUCUUCAACAUUAGCCUCCCUGAGCUAAGAGCCUUCUUACGAAAUUAUGAAGCAGCCAUGGCAGCAGGCAUCAGGGCAGAUGCCCUCCGUCCAAGAUGGGACUUUACAGGGGCUUUCUAUUUUGUAGGCACAGUGGUGUCAACAAUAGGUUUUGGGAUGUCCACCCCAGCAACAGUAGCUGGAAAAGCCUUCCUUAUUGUUUAUGGUCUCUUUGGGUGUGCCGGAACUAUUCUCUUCUUCAAUCUCUUCCUGGAACGGAUCAUCUCACUUCUGGCUUUGGUCAUGAAGGCUUGCCAUGAGAGGCAGCUGCGGAGAAGCGGUCUUCUACCUCCAACCUGCCGAAGGGGCUCGGCCAUCUCUGACGCAGACAGCCUGAUUGGGUGGAAGCCAUCAGUCUAUCAUGUGAUGUUGAUUCUGGGAAUCUUUGCCAUUAUUCUCUCUUGCUGUGCCUCAGCCAUGUACACAGCCGUGGAAGGGUGGAAUUACAUCGACUCCUUGUACUACUGCUUUGUCACCUUCAGCACCAUUGGAUUUGGCGAUCUGGUGAGCAGUCAAAACGCUGUGUACCGAAAUCAGGGAUUGUACAGAUUUGGGAACUUCAUGUUUAUAUUAAUGGGGGUAUGUUGCAUAUACUCCCUUUUUAAUGUCAUAUCGAUUGUAAUCAAGCAGGUUUUAAACUGGAUGCUGAGAAAGUUUCGAUGCAGGUGUUGCCCUGAUUGCCAUAAGCCAACUGCUCGCCUUGGGCGGCGCAAUGCCAUCACACCAGGAUCCCGUUUCCGCCGGCACAACAUCUCUAUGGAAACCGACGGACAGUAUGACAGUGACACAGAGGGGAGAAGGCUCUCGGGGGAAAUGAUCUCCAUGAGGGAUCUCACUGCCUCCAACAAAGUCUCUCUGGCACUCCUGCAAAAGCAAUUAUCUGAGACAGCCAAUGGCUAUCCUAGGAAUGUAUGUAUAAACACUAGACAAAAUGGCUUUUCAGGAGGAGUAGGUGCUCUAGCCAUCAUGAAUAACAGACUGGCAGAGACAAGUGAUUCUAGGUAGAAAUUUUGAAAUAAUCUUCUAUAGGACAAAGACACUUUCUUAUUCUUUAAUAAAACAAUAUAAAAAUAUUUCAGCUGAUCUCAAGGGCAAGUUUAUGGAAAGGUUUGUGGGAUUUUUUAAAAAAAAUACA
Molecule: messenger RNA, 2224 nt
Organism: Heteronotia binoei (common prickly gecko)
Lineage: Eukaryota; Metazoa; Chordata; Lepidosauria; Squamata; Gekkonidae
Gene: KCNK12
Product: potassium two pore domain channel subfamily K member 12
Exons: 2
Coding region: 856-2094 (412 amino acids)
Biological process (GO): potassium ion transmembrane transport; stabilization of membrane potential
Cellular component (GO): membrane
Molecular function (GO): potassium ion leak channel activity
Source: RefSeq, a predicted model, not a curated record